This is a messenger RNA of Penicillium malachiteum, 309 nucleotides long. Its product is annotated as LYR motif-containing protein 2. The record is from RefSeq and is a predicted model, not a curated record. NCBI's taxonomy places the organism in Eukaryota, Fungi, Ascomycota, Eurotiomycetes, Eurotiales, Aspergillaceae. Bases 1 to 309 code for a protein of 102 amino acids. The transcript is spliced from 5 exons. Gene Ontology annotation, cellular component: mitochondrion.
AUGCGGCCCUCAAUAAGCGCGCUAGCUGCAGUCUCUCGCAGCCAGCCCUCAAAGCUGAAGAAACCCGCGAUCAGUCUCGACCAUUUUAUUCAAAGACAGCGCGUUUUGGCAUUAUGGCGCGAGAUCGUCAGGGCCAUACAUAAGAUUCCACCUUCAUCAACUCGGGAGGAGCUGCAAUCUUAUGCCAGAGCUGAAUUUGAGAGACAUCGUGGAGUGACGGAUGUUCCACAUAUAAGAUACCUGGUCUCGACCGGGAAAGCAGAAUUCGAUAUGAUGAGGAGGUAUAUUGAUGAGCAAGUCGCUGGUUGA